This is a messenger RNA of Equus quagga, 4711 nucleotides long. RefSeq names its product ankyrin repeat and LEM domain containing 2 (gene ANKLE2). The transcript is spliced from 13 exons. The record is from RefSeq and is a predicted model, not a curated record. Bases 104 to 2956 code for a protein of 950 amino acids. Gene Ontology annotation, cellular component: endoplasmic reticulum. Gene Ontology annotation, molecular function: protein phosphatase 2A binding. Lineage: Eukaryota; Metazoa; Chordata; Mammalia; Perissodactyla; Equidae. Gene Ontology annotation, biological process: negative regulation of phosphorylation.
GGCGCCGUCAGGCAGUGGCGCGGGCAGCCCAGGACGCGGGGUCCUGAGGGGCGCGGGCCUCCUCGGCGGCAGCGGCGGCGGCCGGGCGGCGGCGGCGGCGGCGAUGCUGUGGCCGCGGCUGGCGGCGGCCGAGUGGGCGGCGUUGGCCUGGGAGCUGCUGGGCGCCUCGGUGCUGCUGUUCGCGGUGCGCUGGCUGGUGCGGCGGCUGGAGAAGCGGCCACGGGGCCUGGGCCGGAGCGGGCCCCUCGACCCGCCACCCCGCGCGGCCGCGGCCCCGGCCCCCGACCGAGGUGAAAUGACAAUGGAUGCCAUCUUGGCUCGAUUGAAACUGUUGAAUCCAGAUGACCUUAGAGAAGAAAUUGUCAAAGCUGGAUUGAAGUGUGGACCCAUUACAUCAACUACAAGGUUCAUCUUUGAGAAAAAGUUGGCUCAGGCUUUAUUAGAGCACGGAAGAACACUGCCUUCACGCGCUCCCGGCCAUGAUUCUGCAGGUGCCACAGCUCUCAGCCGGAACACGCAAGGGAUUUUCAAGUCUGUUGUGGGGAGCCAGACUGAGCAGGUCAGCUUUUCUGAAGACCGAGAUUUUGGUUAUAGCGUGGGCCUGAAUCCUCCGGAGGAAGAUGCUGUGACAUCUCAGACCUGCUCGGUGCCCUUCAGUGCUGUGGCUGGGGUCGAUGGCCACAAAGCCGUGGUGAGGGCCUCUACAGAGCCACCUCUGUAUUACGGUGUGUGCCCGGCAUACGAGGAUGCCCCACCGAGAAAUGAAAGGAUUCAUGUUUAUGAAGAUAAAAAGGAAGCAUUACAAGCUGUCAGAAUGAUCAAAGGAUCCCGAUUUAAAGCUUUUUCAAGCAGAGAAGAUGCAGAGAAAUUUGCUAGAGGAAUUUGUGAUUAUUUCCCUUCUCCAAGCAAAACCUCUUUACCACUUUCUCCUGUGAAAAUAGCACCACUCUUUAGCAAUGAUGGUUUAUACCUCUCUGAGUCAGAAACAGUAAACAAAGAGCGAGCGAACAGUUAUAAAAAUCCCCGUACACAAGAUCUUACUGCCAAACUUCGAAAAGCUGUGGAGAAGGGAGAAGACGACACCUUUGCUGAUCUUAUCUGGAGUAAUCCCCGAUAUCUCAUUGGUUCAGGGGACAACCCAACCAUCGUACAGGAAGGAUGUAGGUACAACGUCAUGCAUGUUGCUGCCAAAGAGAAUCAGGCUUCUAUCUGCCAGCUGACUCUAGAGACUCUGGAAAACCCUGAAUUCAUGCGGCUUAUGUACCCCGAUGACAACCCAGGCAUGCUGCAGAAUCGCAUUUGUUACAUCGUGGACCUGUACCUGAACACUCCUGACAAAAUGGGCUAUGACACGCCGUUGCAUUUUGCUUGUAAGUUUGGGAAUGCAGAUGUAGUCAAUGUACUUUCUUCACACCCUUUGAUUGUAAAGAACCCAAGGAAUAAAUAUGAUAAAACACCUGAAGAUGUUAUUUGUGAAAGAAGCAAAAAUAAAUCUGUGGAACUGAAGGAGCGGAUCAGAGAAUAUUUAAAGGGUCACUACUAUGUGCCGCUCCUGAGAGCAGAGGACACGUCUUCUCCGGUGAUCGGGGAGCUGUGGUCUUCAGACCAGACGGCCGAGGCCCCGCACGUUGGCCAUGGUGGAAGCAGCCCCAGAGACCCCAUUUUGACCCUGCGAGCUUUUGCAGGGCCUCUGAGUCCAUCCAAGGCAGAAGAUUUUCGGAGACUCUGGAAAACCCCGCCUCGAGAGAAAGCAGGCUUCUUUCACAAUGUCAGGAAAUCGGACCCAGAAAGAGGCAUUGAGAGAGUGGGAAGGGAGCUGGCUCAUGAACUGGGGUAUCCCUGGGUCGAGUACUGGGACUUUCUGGGCUGCUUUGUUGAUCUGUCUUCCCAGGAGGGCCUGCAAAAACUAGAAGAAUACCUUACUCAGCAAGAAGUGGGCAAAAAGCCCCAACAGGACACAGGAGAAGACGAAGCCUGGUGUCAGAACGCCUCUGCCCUCGGCCGUCGCAGGAAGUGCAGCAACUCCAUCUCCGUGAGGGCGUUUCUAGAUGAGGAUGACGACAUGAGCUUGGAAGAGAUAAAAAAUCGGCAAAACACAGCUCGAAGCAACACCCAGCCCACAGUCGGUGCUUUUGGAGACUCAGGGUGUGAAAUCCUUUCCUUGGGGCAGAAGACAGACCUUGCAGAAGCUGCAUCCCCGACCAGUCCCCACAGCAGCAGAAAUGGGCUUUGUAGCCCCCUGGGUGGCAAGACGCCAAAGGCCCCGAGCCAGGAGGAAGCCCUCCUGUCACCUGUCUCUGGCUUGGCUGUUGAGUUCGAUAAACUGAAUUUGCAGAAUCUAGGAAGUAGCUUUUCUAAGACACCAAAUAAAAGUAUGAAAACUAGAGAUAAGAAGAUCCUGACAUCAGGAAUGGACGCAGUAGAAAGUGACUCGUUAGAACCUCCUGCUGCUGGCAAACUUGGCAAUAAUCAAAUAAGGACAGAGGGUGAAAUGUCAGCCGGGAUUGCUAAGAUGUGCCUGGGUCCCGACAGUCCCAGGCACGAGGCGCAGCAUGGCUGCAGUUCUGUGUCCUUGGAGCCGUCAAGGGUCCCCGCCACAAAGGAGCCCAUCCAGAGGCUCUUCCUUUCUGGAGAGGAGCCAUCAAAACUGGAUCGGGAUGUUUUGGCAGCUCUGGAGUGUGCAAACGUGGACCCUCACCAGUACCCAGCCGUGCACAGAUGGAAGAGUGCUGUCCUGUGCUUCUCACCCUCUGACAGACAGAGCUGGCCAAGCCCCGCCCUGAAAGGGAAGGUGAAGUCUCAGCUGCCGGAGCUCAGUGGCCCUCACAGCUGCAGCCCCGGGAAGCCUGGUCCCCUCCCCCACUCCCCUGGGCUGGGCAGCCCUGGGCGCUACAGCCCUGCAAACGGGGCCCACCUCCGCAGGAUGGCUCGCUUGGCCCAGCUUGCCACCUUGUAGGGCCGCCGCCACUGUUGGGCUCUUCUUUCAGUCGUCAUUUUUAAGGAAAGAAGGGUACUAUGUUUAUUGUUAAAAUUUCACAGAAAAUUUUUGUCUGAUGAAUUUAUUAGUCUUCAUUUUGAGGGUAAAAGAAUUUUAGAAAAUGCAAAUAUUCUGUAAAAAAUUUAGAUUUUUGAUAUUUUGGGAAAAGUUGAUGAAAGCAACCUCAGAUAAAAAUUUUCUGAAAACCAUCAAUGUGGUCACGAUACAGACUUCAGUGUGCUGUUCCUGGUCGCGGGUGUAACGGAGGAGGGGUUCCAACGCAGUUUGUGCCGGGAAAUCCGAGUGCGCGCCCAAAGGAGAGGUUGGCCACGGUGGCAGCAGCAGCACCUCCCUGCACCUCACUUCUUAAAGCCAAGAUUAGUUUUAUGCCCUCCUCUUUUCUGGGGAGGGUAUUUGACUUUCUAGUUCAUGAUAGAAAAUCCUCUUUGCUUUGCCAGUCCAUCCCACUUGGUUAGAUGACUUGGUAAGGGGGAUGGAUGUCCAGGAGUAAAUGAACCUUGACUGUGUCUUACACUUGCAAUGAUAUUUAUAAUUUGGGUCAUUAAAAACAUUUUAAUUAGUGGCCAGAAUAUAAAACUUCCUUUUUUCUUGGGAAAAGUCUUGUAGCCACUGGGAGUUGGGCAGGUAGUCACACGGAACUCAGCAGCAGUCACUAGAAGGUGUUCUUCCUUCUCACCAGUGCUUGAGCUUUCACAGUGGACUUGAUUGAGUUGACAAUUUAGUGGUAAUAAAAUGAGCUGUACGUUGGUCCCUAGGUUUGAAAUUUAUUCCCUAUUUUAGAACUCAUUUCAAUUCGAUUAUAAAAGAGCGUCAUGUUUUAGUACAGGAACUAGAGGUUGACUUUGACAGCUUUGAGACCCAGUUCAGUGACUUGAGCGCGGUUUAGUUUAGUCUUCACCUUGGCUGUCACCUUCCAGAGGGUGUGUGCACAGACCCUGGGGCACACACAGCACUGAGCACCACGAGGAUGCCCAAGACCGAGCAACAGCAAGGGCUGGUUUCCUCCCGGUGUUACAAACCACACAAGCAGACGUCUCUGAGCGUUUCCAGUGUUUUAUCCAAAUAAAAACUCUACUAGGGCUCUUGCUGACUUCAGUGCCUUUUGUAAAUCAUUUUUGAUUUUCCUCAACUUGCUUUUUGGGAAUAGGCAGUGAUGCUAAGUGGAGGUAAGUGAGAUUCUUUCUCCUCGUUUAAGUUUUGUUCUUAAAACUUGUACAUUGAAACUUGUAUUUAAAAUAGCUUAUUUCUUUCACGUGAUAACAAGACAGGUCAGGAAUAUGGAAUCAAGAUUUAGAUUUUAAAAUUCAAAAGGUUGUUACACAGGGUGUUUCCACUUGUGUAGCAGUGGAAUCUAGAUAUAAGACAGAAAAACACAUUCUCUUCUAAAGACCAACGGCAUUUUUAAAAGGCACCUUUGUUCUCAACAGAAAUCGGAAUACAGAUGUUAUAUUCACAGUCAUAACCUGUUUCCUCUAAGAUCUUGCCAUACUGUCCUGUAUAUUGUUGUAAAUAUUCAGAUGGAAAUUAAAAUGGUGUUUUUGCCCUAAUUUUGCAGACUGCUGUUCCUGUUUUCUGAAGUUCUGGGAUUUCUUUGACUAUUUAUUCAUUUAUAGAAGGUGGCCCUGCUUCCAGUGAAUGUAUUGUCGUGUCUGCUAUGGUGGUUUUUGUGUUCUUUUUUGAGCUAUUCAGUGAAAUAAAUUAUUUUUUAAACCA